This is a messenger RNA of Dicentrarchus labrax (European seabass), 660 nucleotides long. It is a transcript of the gene fcer1gl, whose product is annotated as Fc receptor, IgE, high affinity I, gamma polypeptide like. The record is from RefSeq and is a predicted model, not a curated record. The transcript has 5 exons. The coding region runs from base 144 to 422 and encodes 92 amino acids. Gene Ontology annotation, molecular function: IgE receptor activity. Gene Ontology annotation, biological process: cell surface receptor signaling pathway. Lineage: Eukaryota; Metazoa; Chordata; Actinopteri; Moronidae. Gene Ontology annotation, cellular component: Fc-epsilon receptor I complex.
AAACGGACAGAGGGCCCCGGACUUCCUGAUUGCCGCUGCUCUCACAGCUCACUUCAGAGGGGGCUUUUUAAGAGAUCUUGCUGACAGCCGUCAAAGGAGCAACACAACAGACCUUUCAUCUUAUCUGGAGCUCGCUUGGUAAGAUGUUGCGAACGCCGCUCUUCGCUGUCAUUCUGCUGAUCAAUCCUACCUGCAGCGAGGCCAUUGAAGACAUGAACAUAUGUUACGUCCUGGAUGGGAUUCUCAUCCUUUACGGCAUUAUUCUCACCGUCCUGUACUGCAGACUGAGGAUGAGUCCAGCCAAGACGCCUGACAAUCAGUAUGAGAAGCAGCCCGCAGAGGGAGGCAUCUAUGCGGGUCUGACUUCCCACAGUACUGACACCUACGAGACCAUCAGAAUGGACAAAAAGCCUAUCGUCUGAUAAAGGAACAUUCGGUGCAGAGAAGAUGCUGAGAACAGAAACAGCGUCGGGUCUCUUAAAGCUUUAUACUGUAUAUUUAGUGAGCUGAUUUAUAGUUAUAUAUGCCUUUUCUUCUCCUUUUUUUAUUUUUGUAAAAUACUUUUGUUUCUAAUCUUUGUGUCAUGCAUGCAUGAAAUGUUCAAAUUAAAUUAAUUUAAGAAUUUACUAAUAAAGGCUAUGUCCGUGUGUUUUGGCUGCA